Molecule: messenger RNA, 687 nt
Organism: Acanthamoeba castellanii str. Neff
Lineage: Eukaryota; Discosea; Longamoebia; Acanthamoebidae
Product: glyoxalase family protein
Exons: 2
Coding region: 1-687 (228 amino acids)
Source: RefSeq, a predicted model, not a curated record
AUGGCGUCGACUCUGGUGUCCACCCUCGUGGCCACAGUCGCGCUCGACCACAAUGGCAACGACAAGGACAAGCACAGCGAGGCUGUUGUGGGAAGGGCUACUGACAGCCAUACACAGCCUGCCAACACCAAGCGCCCCGGCCUGCCCAUCCAUUCGUUCAAUCAUCUAUCGAAGGAGACCGAGAAUGUGGACGAGAUGAUUCGGUUCUACACCAAAGUCAUGGGCUUCCGAAGAAUCAAGCGACCACCGUUCCCCUUCGCAGGCGCGUGGCUCUUCAUGCCCCCCAGCACCUCGCUCCACAUCAUCGAGAAAGAUCCCAGCGUCGACCUUCCUGAAGGCCCGUGCGCUGCCGUCAAGAAGAUGGGCAACUGGCAAGAGGUCGCCAAAAACCCUGCCUCUCUCAAGCGCGUAGGUCACCACAUGGCGUUCAGGACGGAAGACUUGGGGCUGACCAUGGAACUGCUGAAGGAGUACGGAAUCAUGUUUGCGGAGAGCGUGGUGCCUCAGACGGGCCAGCGGCAGCUGUUCUUCUUCGAUCCGGACGGCAACGGGAUCGAGAUAUGCGACUGCGACGUGGAGCCGCCGCCGUUCGAAGAGGAGGACGAUGACCACUCGGCCGAGGGGCAAAACGGAGACGGAGGACGCAGUUCCACUGAAGCCCUCCAGCUCACAACUCAACUGAACUGA